This is a messenger RNA of Lolium rigidum, 1419 nucleotides long. RefSeq names its product G-box-binding factor 3-like. Lineage: Eukaryota; Viridiplantae; Streptophyta; Magnoliopsida; Poales; Poaceae. The transcript is spliced from 13 exons. Gene Ontology annotation, molecular function: DNA-binding transcription factor activity; sequence-specific DNA binding. The coding region runs from base 25 to 1293 and encodes 422 amino acids. Gene Ontology annotation, biological process: regulation of DNA-templated transcription. The record is from RefSeq and is a predicted model, not a curated record. Gene Ontology annotation, cellular component: nucleus.
UCAAACACUUCCCAGCAGAGUCGCAUGCGCACGACAGAGAAAGGCACACCAACAACGCCGCUCCCACCUCACUCGGAGCAGCCUCUAGCGCCGCCGCUUCAUCACCCGCUCGGCUUCUCCACCACCGCGGCCUGUCCGAAUUCUCCGGCCCGGCUACCUCCCCCGCACGCCGGUUCAGUCCAGGCAUUCAUAAAAAGAAACAUGGGGCGUGAUGAAGCUGUAGUUACACAGAAGACAGGAAAACCACCAUCACCUCCCAAGGAUCAGCCAACUCCUUAUCCAUACUUUGAUUGGUCAGCUGUGCAGGCAUAUUAUGGCCCAGGGUUCGUGCCGCCAACAUAUUUUGGCCCUGGACUACCUCCAGGACAUGCUCCUCCGCCAUAUAUGUGGGGUCCUCAGCCUCUGCCACCAUCUGCUUUGGGGAAGCCAUAUACUGCGAUGUACUCGCAUGGUGGAGGUUUCUCGCAUCCCUUUGUGCCCCUAAUGGUGAACCCAUUGAGCGCCGAGCCUGCAAAAUCUGUAAACAGCAACGCGAACAGUCGAAAUAUGAUACUGAAGGAAGUUGAUGGGACUGCUAUGUCUACUGGCAGUACAGAUAGUGAUAAAACAAGUGGGGAUUGCAGCCUAGGAGGAUCCAGUGACGGAAACAACCAAAAGGCAAGUGGAACUCCCAAGAAAAGGCGCGUAGAUAACAGGCAUAUAUCAGGAAUAGAAACUUGUCGGUCUUCAGCAGCUAAUGAUAUAGCAGGGGAACCAGGAAGACUGGCAACUCUGCCAAAUCUACGCAUUCCAGAUAGAUCAAUCAAACCGAAUGCAUGCUCUGGUAGUGACUUCGGUGUUAUUGGCACACCAAUAUCAGCUGAAUCUCCAGACCAGGAUGGCAGAGAAUCUAAGCGUGAACGCAGGAAACAAUCAAAUAGGGAUUCUGCACGACGUUCAAGGCUGAGGAAGCAGGCUGAGACUGAGGAACUGGCUAAAAAAGUAGAGUUACUAACGGCAGAGAACACAUCCCUUAGACGUGAAAUAAACAGGCUAACAGAAAGCUCCAAGAAGCUCAGUUCAGAAAACUCUGCUCUAAUGGUGAAACUAACGGACGCCACGCCAGAUCAAAGGCAGGAGUAUCCAGACCAAACGACCGAACAACCAGCUCGAGCUGUCAAAAAUUUCAUGCCAAUGAUCGACACCACCACCCCAUCAAGGAGUAGCAGGCACAUGGCUAUGGGACAUGGCGCUCCCAAGCUUCGUCAACUGCUUGGUUCUGGCCUGGCAGCCGAUGCCGUAGCUGCACGCUGAUCUGGCGUCCUUCCGUCGUGCUCGGACGCAUGCAUGUGGCGCGGUGAUUUUUGUAAACACAAGCUGCUCGUUGGAUCAAACUAGGCACGAUCGAUCUGAUCGCUGUACAUCUGUAAAUUAAUCGCC